UGUCAUAUCAAGGUCAGAGGAAUGCCGAGAAAAUUAGUCGAAAAACAGAAUAAACAGAUGUUUGUGACGAAUUCUUCGAUAAUACAGUACUCGAUAAGGUCUGCUACAGUAGGCGUGUAGUGGAAUGAUGUAAUAAAUGCCGUCAACAUGGCUCUGAAAACAUUUGUGUUUCGAUUGGUGCAACAAAAGAAACUAAUAGUAAAUUAUGCCCCAAUAAUAUACCAAUGUGGAAAAUACCAUAAUCAUAGUGAAGAGAGGCGGGGCUUCAGAAAAAAACUCGCCGUAUUGUUAUUUGGAUCAGUACUUGUUGGAAAAUCUCUAGCUGAUGAUUUCAUUAAAUCACAACACAACAUCAGUCAGACAGGGAAGAAAGAUAGUACUGAGGAUAAAGAUGGAGUCUUUGAGGCAGGAGCUAACAAGCCAGGUUUGCCUGUGUAUAGUGCGGAGGAAGUCAGCAAACAUGAUUCCACCGACAGCUUUUGGGUGACAUACAAACAUGGCGUCUAUGACGUCACAUCGUUCCUCCCCUCCCACCCUGGGGGUGCGCAAAUCCUCAACGCGGCCGGCCUUAGUAUAGAACCCUUCUGGAACGUCUAUGGGAUGCAUAAGACUAAGGAGAUAUAUACUCUGCUCGAGUCGUACAGGAUAGGUAAUCUUCGAGACGAGGAUGUAGUAGACCAUACGGAUGACGAGAUGUGGGUAAAGGAGCCAGUUCGCGACCGCAGACUCAUUAUCAAAACAGCCAAGCCAUUCAACGCCGAGAUACCCAUGAAGUUACAAGUGCAACAUUUCGACACGCCCAACGAACUAUUCUACGUCCGUCAACACAUGCCCGUGCCCGAAGUGGAAGCCGAGACGCACACACUCCGCAUCAACAUCGCGGGUCGCGACAGUUCAGUCGCGUUCACACUACAGGACCUCGCCAAGUUCCGGCAGGCGAGCGUGCGGGCCGCGCUUAUGUGCGCGGGGAAUCGAAGAAGCGAGAUGAAUAAGCAGGUGAAGCCAGUGAAAGGUCUGAGUUGGCAGGGCGGCGCCAUCAGCAACGCUGUGUGGAGUGGCGUUUACUUGCGAGACGUGCUCAAACACUGCGGAGUUGAUAUGGAGGACACGCAAGGGAAGCAUAUCAUAUUCACAGGUUCAGACAUAGACGCGACCGGCCACAACUUCAGCACAUCCAUCCCUCUCCACAUGGCCGUGGACCCCAGCUCACGGAUAUUACUAGCUACACACAUGAAUGGGUCCGUGUUACCGCCGGACCACGGGUACCCGCUGCGGGUAGUGGUACCCGGGGCGCCCGCGGUACGCAGCGUCAAAUGGCUUGAAUCCAUAACGAUAGGCAAUGACGAGAGCUCAUCCCACUGGCACAAGCAAGAUUACCGCUCAUUCAACCCGUCCAAAACUUGGGAGACCGCAGACUUUUCCACCGCUCCACCUGUGUAUAGUCUACCCGUGACGUCGGCGAUAUGCGACCCGGCGGACGGAGAGAGGGUUAAGAUGAAGAACGGCUGUAUAGAAAUUAGAGGUUACGCAUACUCAGGCGGCGGCGCGAAGAUCCUCAGAGUGGACUUGAGCACGGACCGAGGCCAAUCAUGGGUGGAGGCGGAAUGUACGACGAGUGACGAUGCGCCACCGUAUCAUUACUCUUGGGCGCUUUGGACGGCGCGACUUCCAGCUCAGAAGGGAGAGGUGGAGCUAUGGGUGAAAGCGACCGACAGCAAUUUCAACACACAACCAGAAAAGUUCGAUGACAUUUGGAACAUCCGUGGCAUCUUAAGCAAUGCCUACCACAAGAUUAAGAUACAAGUAGACUGAUAACCUUAUUGUUUUUGAAAAAAAAAUGUAUACCUCAUAGAUGAAGUUUAUUAUCAUAAUUAGGUAACUACAACUCUUAGGUAUUGUAUAGUGACCUCCUUGAAGCAUUGUUUGAUAAAAUUCAAAAUUACAGUCAGCCAAAAUAUUGUUUUCCCCUCACUAGCUCGGAAACACGUGUUUUAUCCUUUAAUACCAGCAGGUAAAAACGCAUUUUAUCCACUAGUG
This is a messenger RNA of Leguminivora glycinivorella, 2037 nucleotides long. It is a transcript of the gene shop, whose product is annotated as sulfite oxidase, mitochondrial. Gene Ontology annotation, cellular component: mitochondrion. The coding region runs from base 148 to 1812 and encodes 554 amino acids. NCBI's taxonomy places the organism in Eukaryota, Metazoa, Arthropoda, Insecta, Lepidoptera, Tortricidae. The transcript is spliced from 11 exons. Gene Ontology annotation, molecular function: oxidoreductase activity; molybdenum ion binding; heme binding. The record is from RefSeq and is a predicted model, not a curated record.